CAGAGAGGUUCGCAGCCGGGGAGGCGGUUGCUCCGCUGUGCCUCGCGGGCCCCUGCCCCGCCCCUGUCUCAGGCGAUGCUGGCGGCUGGGGCGAUGCUGAGGAAGCGGCUGAGAAGGGAGGCGGGGCCCCCCCGCCUCUCGCCCACCGGCUCCGGUUCGGAGCCCCGCCGGCUCGUCCCCUGCCCCUGAGGAGGCCCCGGGUCGAGCCGGAGGCAGCGAGCCAGCGGCCCCCUCCGCGCCCCUUCUCCGUGCUCGAUGUCUCCCCCGCCGCGGGGGGGCUGCCGCCGCCUUGGAGUCCAGCCGCCCCGGCCCCCUCUCUGUAGCCGCCCCCUCGCCGCCGUCCCCUUCGGCCCGCAGCAGCAGCCGCCUGGGCGCGGAAGGAGCCCGGCCUCCCGCCUGUCACCGCCACCCGGCCGCCGCCAGCCCCCGGCGGCCGAGGAGCAGCGGAGAGACCCCCGGGGAAGAUGAAGGGGGAAGCGGGAGACAACUCCAUGAUCAACCUGUCGGUGCAGCAAGUGCUGAGUCUGUGGGCGCACGGCACCGUGCUGCGGAGCCUCACCGAGAUGUGGUACUGGGUUUUCCUAUGGGCUCUCUUCUCCUCUCUCUUUGUCCAUGGUGCUGUGGGAGUGUUAAUGUUUGUGAUGCUGCAGAGGCAUAGGCAGGGGAGACUAAUCUCUGUCAUUGUGGUCAGCAUUGGAUUUCUGGGUUCUGUAUCUGGAGCAAUGAUAACCAGUGCAGCAGUAGCUGGAAUUUACAGAGUAGCAGGGAAGAAUAUGGCUCCUUUGGAAGCACUGGUAUUUGGAGUUGGACAGACAGUACUGACAUUGAUUAUCUCAUUUUCAAGGAUUCUUGCUACACUUUGAGACUUCUAUGAAAAAAGUCAGUUGAUAUAAGGAAACCCUUUUGUCUGCAGAGAAGCUCCCUGAAAGUGGCUUCAAUGGCUGGAGGACAUGGAUUAGUGCAACAGGAAGCAAAUGGAACCUUUACUUCAAAUCUAGUUCAGUCAAAAGGGAAAGGACUGCCCUCUAGUGUCCAUACUGUUGUACUACUGCUCUGCACCUUAUGUGCCUCAGUCACAGGGACGGUGCAAUUAAUGUAUGUGAAACUGUGAGAUAGAGCACCUUGAAGAGCUGCCAAUCAGGUUAACGCUUGAUGAUGAGAUCAUUGUUCUUAACAACGUUGAAAUACAGGGACAUUUCUGAAGAAUCGGUACAUGUGCCAAAAUUGAAGUUUAAUUUUUUAACUUUUGAUAGUGUGAACAUUUGAAGAUAAGUGCUGUGAAUAUAUUCCACAUUAAUUCGGGUGAACUAGUAAGGUACUUGCAUUUGUUUAACUGAAUCCUACUCGGUGCUGAGUGUUACCCCAUUCAGCAUAUGAAGUAACUACUUGGUUUUUGAACUGUACAUGAGUAUUACUGGGAUAUAGGACUGCAGCAGCUCUCUUCAUAAAAUUAAUAUGGUUAGCACUAUAUGUAGGAGAUCUUAAGUGAAGAAAUUCUGUGAGGUUCACCACCUAUAGAAAAGAGAUUUGAUGAUUUUAUUUCUACAUACUUGGUAUUUUAUCAGUCCCAAAAUCAUCAAGCAGACUGAGAGUAAGGCAAACUAGGUACGAUCUAUUAUGUGUAUUGAGAAAUGACAUUUAAAUUAUUCAGUUAUUCAUAAAUUAUUUUGUUUGAAAUGUAGGUAUUCAUUAACCCUUCUGAAAAAAGUGCUUGCUGUUUAUCUUCAAGGAAAAAAGUUUUCCAGUGUGAUGUCAGAGAAGUUACUUGUUGCAAUUAAAUCUUCUUUCUAAUGAUAUUUAAAAACCAGAACCAGUCUUUAAUUCUGAAACAUCUAAUGUUUAAAACAUGGCCUGAUCUAGGCUCUGAAAGAGAAUAAAAAAAAAAAGUAAAGAAACAGCAAAGAAAAUUGAAAAGGAUUUUGAGAAAUAUUUUUGUGUGUGGUACAUGAUUGUGCUGGUAUUCUGCUGAACAAAAAUGGUAAGUUUAAAGUUAAGAUCCAGUCCAUCAGUAUCAAAACUCGAACAAUAGUGUAAUGCAUGUACUUCCUCAUUUCUGAACACGUUGUAUCCUUGGGAUAAUUAGAUAUGUGGAGUUUUCAGAUAUUUUAGCUUUCAGUACACUUAUGUUCUUUCUACUUCAAAAGGAAAAAUGGUGAAGUGCAUGUAAAAGGCACAUACAAAAUGUUUCAAAGUGAAUAGAAAUUUUAAAAUAUUAUAGGAGUGCAGAAUUCAGAAGAGCCAAGAAGGUCUGUGUGAGGAAAGAGGGAAUCAUUCAUGUCCUGCUUCAAUGGAGUACUUUACAACAGUUGAAUAAAUGUGUGCAUAGAGAGGGACAGCUUAUGCACCAAAGGUGUUGCUGUCAUGAUGUCCAAGAUUAUUCCAGGCCUGCUGAAACAAUAGUACUUGCACCACUAUCAAAAGGACACUGUCACAAUGGUUACUUAAAAAUUACGUUGCUCACUAUUUCAAAAUACAGUAAAUUAAAAUCUGAUUUUACCAUUAUUUCAUCCAUAUACAUUGGUUUAUCAAUUAUUAUUCAUAAUUGGUAGGCUGCUGAUAUUAAUAACUUUGUUCUUUAAAAACACUUAUUUUUGUUUGUGGAAAAUAUGCAGAGCUACAUGGACUUUCCAAACAUAGGAGAGAAUACAAGUCAAAAUAUAGGUUUAAGUAAUUUGGCUUUGAAUCUGCUUUUUUAACAAACACACAUGUCAAAUACUAAUUUAUUUUUCAGUUAAUUUUUUUCUUCCCACCUGAUACUUUGUCAUAAAAAGAUGAUGCAGUUUAGUAGAUAGAGAUUAUUUUCCAGGACAACAUUAAAUUACUUCUCCAUAUCUGUAGAUAAUGAUUUACAUUUUUCUCAUUAACUUAAUGUAUGAAAAAAUUCUUGAUUGCAGGUAGUCAAGUCACUGACUUAAAAAAACCCUUAGUAUUAAUAAAAUAAGUUAUAUUCCUUUUAAUUUAAUGUGCCUUGAAGAGAGAGAUUUUGGAAGAAGGAAUUUAAAUAAUGUUACUGUCCUCUUACUGCUUGUUCUCAUGGGUUUUUUUACUAACAGAUUUGGUUAUCUGAUGCAGUGGUUUAAUCAACAGAAGUAUUGGGAGGAGUAAUGAAUUCUUAUUACAUGACAAAAUCUGGAACCAAAUUUUAUCUGGAUCUAAAAAUUCCUUUCUUAAAGCAUAGACUUCAGUAACUUGAAUAAUUUCAAAACUUUUUAGCUUUCACUAGAAAGCUGCAUCUUAGACUUCAGAUUUUUUUUGCACAUCUAACUAACUUGCUGUUCUAUUCAUAACAUUGUCGUCUGAUGACAAUUUAACAUCUUCAGUCUCACUGUAUUAAGCUAGUGACUACAAAAGAAGCCAUUACUAAGCUCAGAAGUUUGAAUGAAAAUUCAGAUUUCACUGGUGGUGAACUGUGCUUCUCACCUCAAUUGAGAUGCUAGUGAAGUGUUUGAUAAUGUGUGACUCCUUAUGAUAUAGGUCAGUAUUUUUCAUAUGAAGGAAACCUCUGCAAUAUUAGGACCAGCUGUUGAAUGAUCUUUAGCUCAAGCAUGUAUUAAGUUUAAAAAAUAAAUACGUUGCAUACAGAAUUGUCACUCUCUAAAAUAUGGUCUGAGUUGCUCAGUUGUCUAUAUGUACUAUAUGUCUAUAUGGUAUUAAUGCUUAGCAACAGUAGGCAGUCAGACCAUUCAAUAUAAUGUUGAAGUGGCUCACCAGACGUCAACAGGACAAAACUAUCUGCUCUGAGAGAGAAUUCUUGUUAACUGCUUUCCUGUGUAGGGGGGACAUGAGGAUGAAUAGCUUGUCACAAAGUACAGUAUUAACUUACUACCUUUCCAUAUUAAAAUACAAUAUUUGAAUGAACAAGCAGUUACCAGCGGGGAAAAUGUCUUAAAGGCAUAAGGCUACUUGAAAGAAAUAGAUCGGUUUCAGCUCUGAAGUUUUAUUCCAAUGACUGCUUUUGGGAGUUGGAUGGCUGUUGCACUCUUUGGCCCUUAUUAUCAAAAAUGGCUGUAGUCAAAAUGAAACGUAUACAUGUAUAAUUGGUAAUUGUCUUUUUAUAAUCCAUCUUGUGAAAAAUGUAUUCUAGAAUUUACGCACGCUAGUAAUUCACCCAACCUCUGAGUAAAUUUCUUGGGACAGUGUUAUUUUAUUGUAUAGUACUGUGCAGUAUUUCAAGACAAAGGCAUCUUUUAUAUGAAUGACACUAAAUGAAUACCCUUGAUGAUGUUGUUCACUAUUUUCACUGUAGUGUAGAAGUGCAACAUAUCUACACAAUUCUGGUCUUUGGAAAAAAAUGACUGAAUAUGAUGAUUAAUCUGAAGAAACUUCAACCACUUUUUUGUAACUUUAAGAUAGAAGCUCUGUUGGUUUUUCAAGAUUUAAAUACCAGCUAUAUUUGAUUAUUAGCUAUGCAUCACUAUUUUAAAAAAAAAGGAAGAAUUAUUCUGUUUUCGGAUAGCUAGAACAGAUGUAUUAUAUGAAGAAAAUAUUUGAAAUCUUUUAAAUUUUUGGUGAUGAUCUUCUUAUGUUUGUUGAACUGAUCUCUAUGUACCAUAGUUAGCAAUGUAAUUUUGGGCAUACUCAGUUGUUUACAGCAACAGAUGACAGUAGUUAAACCAGUUUUAAUGUACAAACACAGGGACCAAAGAGUGAUUUAUACUCAUGUCUUUAUCUGUAAUGUUACAUAGCAGUAUAAAUAUAUUUCUAAUGUUCAUUGAAUUGUGAUUGUUUUAAUCUAAGGGAAAUAGUGAUUCUUUGUUAGUUUUGCACGUUGCUAUUUUUUUUUGUUUUAGUAUGAUCAGUUGAUUUUUGUUUGAAUUACAUUUGUGUAUUUUUUGUUAUAUAUAGUACCAUCUAGUAAAUAGCUUUUUCUGUUAUCAUACCUGUUUAGAAAAUCUGUCCUUGUUUGUAAACUGUUCUUUUUCACUUGCAUGUGUAUUUUGACAUUUCAUUCACUAAGCAUAUUUUAAUAUACUUUUAAUACAUUAAAACUUACUAUUGCAUCAUUAAUAUAUUAGCUUUAUAGGUUUA
Molecule: messenger RNA, 5028 nt
Organism: Gopherus evgoodei (Goodes thornscrub tortoise)
Lineage: Eukaryota; Metazoa; Chordata; Testudines; Testudinidae
Gene: TMEM170B
Product: transmembrane protein 170B
Exons: 3
Coding region: 465-863 (132 amino acids)
Biological process (GO): negative regulation of canonical Wnt signaling pathway
Cellular component (GO): plasma membrane
Source: RefSeq, a predicted model, not a curated record